AUGCAUCGCAAGGUGCGAAUAGGCCGUUCCUUUGAGGCAGCUGUGGUGCUCUCUAAGCCUUACAUUCAGGCAUCGGCCCGACUGUCCAACAUGGCACCGUCCACACGCGAGAGGAAUGUGUCAAUAACCGGGAAAUCUUUGGAUGUUGGUGAAGUUGCUGGCAUCAACCUUUCCCACAAAAUGUGGAUGACGCCUCGUGUUCCGAAGCAUAUCAUCUUUGUUUUCGGCGGAUGGACUGUGGGUGCCGUCAACAACAUGCACACGUACAACUGUCGCGCUGUCAAGUGGCGCGACAUGGGCAACAUGUACACUUCGCCCAGAUGCUACCACGGUGUGGCAGUGAUCAACCAGUGCAUUUACGUUGUGGGCGGCUUCAACGGCCGCGAGAUCUAUCACUCUGUCGUGUGCUUCGACGUCACCUUGAACAGAUGGACCUCCAAGGCGAACAUGGAGUUCCCGCGCUGCUACGUCAGCGUUGCCGUUCUCAAGGGCCACAUCUAUGCCAUGGGCGGCUACGAUGGUCGCCAGCGGUUUAAAACAGUGGAGCGCUACGACGUGAACGCGAAUCACUGGACCCAGCUUGCCGAUAUGAACGACAUUCGCAGUGACGCUGGCGCCGCGGUGGCUCACGGGCGCGUCUACAUUGCGGGUGGCUUCACGGGCUGGACGGUGCUGGAAUCUGUCGAGUUUUACGAUCCGUCGACCAACGUCUGGACCCGGGUGCAGUCCAUGCCCUGGCGACGUAGUGGCCACAAGUUGGUAGCUCACAAGGGCAUCAUCUACGUCAUCGGCGGAUACAACGGCACCUCGCGCGUUUCAACCCGACACUGCAAGCUGGUGAAGAGGGCGAUUGCGCACUCGGCCUUGCAGAAGGCCCUGUGCAAUUCGUGCCAUCACAAGGUGGAUGCUGCAUUUUCGGAGCAAGUGUCCCGUCUUAAGGUCGCAGGUUUCACUCAAGACGUGGUGUCAUCUGUGGCCGAAGGCCUGCUUAGGGAUGUGAAAGAUCCCAGGCGCUAA
Rhipicephalus sanguineus (brown dog tick) is the source of this 1017-nucleotide messenger RNA. Its product is annotated as kelch-like protein 10. Gene Ontology annotation, molecular function: protein binding. The transcript is spliced from 6 exons. The record is from RefSeq and is a predicted model, not a curated record. The coding region runs from base 1 to 1017 and encodes 338 amino acids. Lineage: Eukaryota; Metazoa; Arthropoda; Arachnida; Ixodida; Ixodidae.